AUGAAUCAAGGUGGCAUGACUAUGUCAGAUAAUACUGCUGCUAUGAGUAGUACCUCGCCCGGGAUACUCAUGGGUGACGUCACAUCGUCUCGCUCAAGGUCAAAUUCAAAUACCAACAAUAAUACAUCAAAUGCAAACUUUCAAAAUGAUACUCAUUUGGAUCCACUAUCGAUACCAACCAAUCCAACAUCAUCGUCAUCUCUUGCAACAAACCAAGAUAUGGCUCGUUUAAGAAGAGAAUCUAUUGCACACUCUCAAGGUGUUGGUGGUGUCUCUUGGGGGUCACUCACUGUGGGUUCUUGGUUAAGAGAUGAAGUCAUGUUUCAUGCUACUUUGAAGAAUUCAAAAUCAAGAAAUAAUAGUCUUAUUUAUCCUUACAUGACAAGUAACAAGAAAAGACCUUCCAUUACGGUGAAUAACGUUAAUUAUUUCGCCUCAUUUGGCCCUACCGCUACUUCCCCGCCAGUUUCUCAUAGUGCAUAUUUGCCAAAUUUGGAGCAACAAUACUGUAAAGAUUAUUCAUGUUGUGGGUUGUCUUUACCCAGUCUACACGACCUUUUGAAACAUUAUGAAGAAACCCAUAUUGAUAACAGUUUGCCAUCUUCCGUCAUGAUUAAUCAUAACACCCACUCAAUAUCGAAACCUUCAACUAAUACCAAUAUUUUACAUCAAAAUUUACAUAACACAAUCUCGAAUUCCCAAUUGAAGAAGAAUUCUACCGCUUCAUCCUCACACCAAAAUUCUAAUAACCAAACUCAUAUAAUACAACAGACCUUAGAUCAAAGCAAACACAUAACUUCAUCGUUGGCUUCAAACCAACAUGUGCCGAUGAAUCAACCAUCUUUUUCGCAAAAAGGGAAGAAGAAAUCGGUUAAUUAUUCUGGGUCCACAAUAGCAGCAUCACAACCUUCAAAUAUACAAGCAAGUAAUGCUUCAAGUAUGAUAUCUCAAACCCCUCAAUUACAUUUGAAUGAUAAUUUGAUUGAUACCGUACCCACCAAUGACGUGUUUUUACAAACAACAUCAAAUAACGGUAACGUAAAUUCUCAAGUGUCAAGAAAUCAAACAUCAUCGAAAACUUCACCACAACAUACUUUCAAUAAUUACUCAUUUAAUAUUUCAAAGGACAACAAGACUAAUAUGAACCGGAAUGAUUCAAUUGAUUUGGCAUUCAUGGAUAAUAACCUAUUAACCAGUGAUACUUCAUUCCCACCACCAUUCAUGAAUACUUUAACGCCAGGAAUGAAUUUAAAUAUUAAUAUGAAUAAUACUGUAACAUCCAAUAACAAUAAUGCUAAUAUGGCAUCAUCACCACAUACGGUAAUAAUGGGCCCUCCAUCACAUCACCAUCAACCUCACAAUAUAUUAUCCAGUAUUCAAGGUAAUCAUCCUAACCAAACUUCAACUCUGAUACCAGAAUUAUCCAUGCAUGGCGAUAAUUUGACCAUGAAUUCACAAAUUCAUUCAAAGGCAUUCCAAAAUAACAAUGGCCGCUCGCCUAAUGGUAGUAAUGUCAAUAACAACAACAAUGUUCAUAACUCAACGGCGAAUAGACCCAACGGUUAUAUUGAUGAUCCUGCAAGAAGAUUAUACGUAAUGGAUCAUGAAGAACAUAAACCGUUUAAAUGUCCCGUUAUUGGAUGUGAAAAGACUUACAAGAAUCAAAAUGGGUUAAAAUAUCAUAAGAUUCACGGCCACCAAAAUCAAAAAUUACAAGAAAAUCCUGAUGGUACAUUCACCAUCUUAGACCCAGAUUCUAACGAACCAUUUUUUGACAAUGCUGGUAAUGCUAAGGACAAACCUUAUCGUUGUGAAGUUUGUGGUAAACGUUAUAAAAAUUUGAAUGGGUUAAAAUAUCAUAGAGGCCAUUCAACACAUUAA
This is a messenger RNA of Naumovozyma castellii, 1881 nucleotides long. RefSeq lists its product as uncharacterized. Lineage: Eukaryota; Fungi; Ascomycota; Saccharomycetes; Saccharomycetales; Saccharomycetaceae. The record is from RefSeq and is a predicted model, not a curated record. Bases 1 to 1881 code for a protein of 626 amino acids. The transcript has a single exon.